Molecule: messenger RNA, 216 nt
Organism: Zychaea mexicana
Lineage: Eukaryota; Fungi; Mucoromycota; Mucoromycetes; Mucorales; Lichtheimiaceae
Exons: 2
Biological process (GO): regulation of mRNA stability involved in response to oxidative stress
Cellular component (GO): post-mRNA release spliceosomal complex; cytoplasm; nucleus
Molecular function (GO): mRNA binding
Source: RefSeq, a predicted model, not a curated record
CUUCCGUUCCAUUGUCAAUGGCAAGAUGUCAAGGACUUGUUUCGCAAUGCUGGCAAUAUCCUUAGGGCAGAUGUUGUGCAAGGUCCUGAUGGACGUAGUAGAGGAUUUGGCACAGUGUUGUUUGCUACGCACGAAGAUGCCAAAAAGGCCAUGGUGAUAUAUGAUGGAUUCGAGUUCCAUGGCCGACAAUUGCGGGUGCAUUUUGAUAAAUUCGCA